GUAGAGCAAGUGAAGUUACUAGAUAGGUUCAGCACGAGCAAUAAGUCACUGACGGGAACUCUGUACCUUACGGCAACUCAUCUGUUAUUCAUAGAUUCAAGCCAGAGAGAAACGUGGAUACUACAUCAUCACAUUGCUGCAGUGGAAAAACUUCCCUUGACUACCUCUGGCUGCCCCCUUGUCAUCCAGUGCAAGAACUUCAGGAUAGUUCACUUUGUUGUUCCCAGAGAGAGAGAUUGUCAUGACAUCUAUAACUCUUUGCUUCAGCUGUCAAGAACAGCAAAAUAUGAAGAACUGUAUGCCUUCUCCUAUAAUCCAAAACAAAAUAAAUCUGAACAAGCCGAAGGUUGGCAGCUUAUUGAUCUAGCAGAAGAAUAUAAGCGAAUGGGAGUGCCAAAUGCUAACUGGCAGUUAUCUGAUGCAAAUCGUGAUUAUAAGAUUUGUGAAACCUAUCCUAGAGAACUUUAUGUUCCAAGAACUGCAAGCAAGCCCAUAAUUGUUGGUAGCUCCAAGUUCAGAAGCAAAGGAAGAUUCCCAGUGUUGUCAUACUAUCAUAAAAAAAAAGAGGCUGCAAUUUGCAGAUGCAGUCAGCCUCUAUCAGGUUUCAGUGCCAGGUGCCUGGAAGAUGAACACAUGUUGCAAGCCAUCAGUAAAGCAAAUCCUUCAAAUCGCUACAUGUAUGUCAUGGACACCAGGCCGAAGCUUAAUGCAAUGGCAAACAGAGCUGCUGGGAAGGGCUAUGAGAAUGAAGACAACUAUUCUAACAUUAGGUUCCAGUUUGUUGGCAUUGAAAAUAUUCAUGUAAUGAGAUCCAGCUUACAAAAACUUCUAGAAG
Molecule: messenger RNA, 835 nt
Organism: Pelecanus crispus (Dalmatian pelican)
Lineage: Eukaryota; Metazoa; Chordata; Aves; Pelecaniformes; Pelecanidae
Source: RefSeq, a predicted model, not a curated record